This is a messenger RNA of Brienomyrus brachyistius, 4807 nucleotides long. RefSeq names its product zinc finger and BTB domain-containing protein 7C. Bases 373 to 2190 code for a protein of 605 amino acids. Gene Ontology annotation, biological process: regulation of transcription by RNA polymerase II. Gene Ontology annotation, molecular function: RNA polymerase II cis-regulatory region sequence-specific DNA binding; DNA-binding transcription factor activity, RNA polymerase II-specific; protein binding. Lineage: Eukaryota; Metazoa; Chordata; Actinopteri; Osteoglossiformes; Mormyridae. The transcript has 3 exons. The record is from RefSeq and is a predicted model, not a curated record.
GUGGAUGGGGUAUUAUUAUCUCUCAGCUACCCACCCUGCUAUAAAAACUAGCGGUGCGACAUCGCAACAGUGCAGAGCUGCCGUUCUCCCUCCCAUGGUGCUACAGACAAGCCUGCCUCUCCAGAACACCAGCGUUCUUCAUAAGCACAUUUUCUAAAGGGGGGGGGAUUCAGAAGACCUCUGCAGCUCCUCUCAUUCCUGUUGUUUCUCUGGAUUUCUCUGUGGCUCCUGAACGGGUGGCUGAUGAAAACGUGACUGUGAAUGGAAAGACAGUUUCGUCUUUGUGGCGCGAGGAGAUGAGAGAGGUCACUGCACACUGCCCCUUUGCCUCGGGAUAAAACGUGAGGAAGCGCAAGAGUCACUGCUGAGAAAAUGGCCAACGGAGAAGACGACUUAAUUGGGAUCCCAUUCCCCAACCAUAGCAGCGAUGUUUUAUGCAGUCUAAACGAACAGCGGCGGGAUGGUCUUCUGUGCGAUGUUGUUCUCAUUGUUCGAGACCAGGAGUAUCACACACAUCGUUCUGUCUUGGCAGCCUGCAGCCAGUACUUCAAGAAACUCUUCACUGUGGGAAUGGACUGUGAUCAACACAGUGUCUACGAAAUUGACUUUGUUGCACCCGAAUCGCUUACUGCAAUCCUGGAAUUUGCUUACACCUCCACUCUUACGAUCACCACUUCUAAUGUGAAAGAGAUCUUAAAUGCUGCUCAAAUGCUGGAGAUUCCCUGCAUUAUCCGGGUGUGCCUGGAGAUUAUGGACACGGGAAGGGAAGAUGAGGAGGAAGAUGAAGACGAGGAGGAUGAGGACGAGGUAGAGGAAGAAGGCGAAGACUCAAAGGAGGAAGAACACGAGGAUAAUGAAGCUGCUGAACAAUCGGUACAAUCUCCAGCGGGUCAAGACCAAGAUUGUUCUCCAAGUACCUCCCAGCAGGAGAUAAUUUCAAGCAGACUGAGAACUGAGGUCACAGAGGUUUUCAAUGAGAAACCCAGAAACAAUGAAACCUUAGAAGGCAGAGCCCUGAAAGAUUUUUCCAUUGAAUCCUUACUACAAGAAGGACUGUACCCAAAGUUAACAGGUAUAGACAGACGGUCAGCUCUUCCCCCACUCCUUCCAGGGUUAUUCCCACCCAUGUGGGCCGGGGAUUUUCCAAGCUUUCCUCAAAUCCAGAAACCUAACCCUAGCCCCCUCCCAUACUGCCAAGAACUUGAAAGCAGGCCACUGGACCUAGCAGUUAAGAAGGAGGGCAUUAAGGAAGAGCUGAACGAUGACAUCACCAAUAGCCUUUUUCACAGUGACUUUUUAAAAGACUUUAUGGGUGCAGGUCUUAGUGUGCUACCCGAAUCCCACCUGGGGACUAUUAAGGAUGAGUCAGAUUUCAGGUCAUACUUGAACUUCCUCAGUGCCACUCACCUUGAAAGCUUAUUCCCCCCUUGGCAGCUAGAGGAAGAGAGAAAAAUGAAGACCAAAGCAUCCCAACAGUGUCCGAUUUGUAACAAGGUAAUUCAGGGUGCAGGAAAGCUGCCUCGGCACAUGAGGACACACACCGGAGAGAAACCAUACAUGUGCACUAUUUGUGAGGUCAGAUUCACCAGGCAAGACAAGUUGAAGAUCCACAUGCGUAAGCAUACUGGAGAACGGCCAUACAUCUGCCUUCACUGCAAUUCCAAAUUUGUCCACAACUACGACCUAAAGAACCACCUACGUAUUCACACAGGGGUACGGCCUUACCAGUGCGAGCAUUGCUACAAAAGCUUCACACGGUCGGACCACCUUCAUCGGCACAUAAAGAGGCAAAGCUGCCGCCUGUCUCGACCUCGAAGGGGCCGCAAGCCCACUGCCUGGCGCGCCCCCAAUUUCCUUUAUCCAUCUUCCGCCCAUCAUGAAGAUAAGAGCCUCAGCAUUAACAGCCAACUCCUCUCACUUGGACACGGUGUCUCUGGUCCCAGGUUCUUAGAGAGACAUCACUUGGAGGGCAGCAGUCUCAGCUUUGACGACUUGGACAACAGUAGGGAGAGUCUUGAUGUCAAAUUAGACAGAAACCAUGGCGAUGAGAUGGAGAGGAAGAAAGGCGUGUUUACAUUUGCCCUGGCCCACGACGAUAUUCUCUCCCAUCAACCAUUCUAUUCUGCCGCGGCUGACCCCUGGGCAAUGAGGCUAAACCACAUUACUCCCAUCCCAGAGGGGACCAAGUAAAUCCUUCCAAAUUAACAAAACAAGCCUCAGGAGCUACUCGUAUCUCACUGCAAUGGUCCUACUCAUAGAACAGAAAUUUAUAUCUAGGGUAAACACGUUUUGAUAUUCUGCGAUCUCAUAAAUUCCUACACAUUUUCUGUUCUCUCUCAGUUCGUGUCGUACACUGCUGUAAUAAUGAUAGUACUUAAAAAGACAUACUAAAGCUAAUCAGGAAUCCAUUUUAGGUCAUUAUAAGACUGUACUUUGUCAGUAUGUGUAAUUGGGGGCAUUUUUGUUUUAAGAAGCUGGGCAUGGAGUCAUUUAUCACUCUAGUUAACUGGAAAGCGCACAGAACUGAUUUCUGACUUAGACUAAUCUACAUUUGUCAUCUGCAGCCUUUAUACUUGAUGGGCUUUGAAAGACAACCAGUCGUUUUUCAAAUUUCGAAAUGCUAAUGUAAAAAUAAAAUAAAAUAAAUACUUAUUCCUGAAUAACUAAGCCUCCUGACUUUAAACUUUAAUAAUGGUAUUAGUAUAUUCAAUAAUGUGAUUAGAUAACAACUUAAAUAAUCUGACCUUUCAAAAUACAUACAGUGAAAAUCAUACUUUAUACUUAUAUACUUGUAUAUUAAAUUUCAAGGAGGAAAAUUCCUCAGGAAUGCUUAAAUAUAUAUAGUACAUUUUAAAAUGUGUCAAAAGAUAUGUUUUAAUAUGUAUACAUUUUUACACGUCUUAAUUUUUUAUAUAAAUAAUGAAACAAAGACAUACAUAUUAAAAAAAAAUUCAAAGCUGCAAACACCUUCCUUUGCAUUAUCUAGAGUCCACGUUAAUCUGCAAAUUAUGCUAGUUGUUCACAUACUGUAAAUCCAUAUAUUUAAGAGAAAAAUAUUCUGCAGAACACGUUAUGCUUUUCUUGCAAGUCUAAACUUCGAAGAUGCAGAUUGCAUAUGUUUGACAGUAGAUUUGGAAAUUUGGAUUUCAAUUUGGAUUUUAUGUCAAAAAUAAUUUUAGCUCAUAAAUAUAUGAAAAAAUAACUAUAUGAUCAGUCUGAGUAUACAGAUGUGGUUUGGUGUAACUUUUUAUUUGUUUUGCUGUUAUAUUGGAAUGAUGACUGCAGACAUAAUAAAUGGUCUGCCCAUGAAAUAUCAAGACGAUGAUAAAAGAGCUGCUUCUUAACCUCAUGGACAAUUGCAACUAUUCCCCUUAAUUGUCUUUCAUGUUUUCUAGCAAUAUUAUUUUCAAAAUCCUCAUCUGUUGAACGUAAUAUGAAAUAUACUUGUAAUAUAAAAUGUUAUACUGCCCCCUACUGGCCAACUGAGAUUUAAUAUAUUAUAUACGAUUUAAUAUACUGUAUAUUCUAUUCCAGGGGUUAACAACCUUUCUUAAAUCCAAAUAAAAUUAGAACAGAGCUGGAGACGACUAAUGCAUGAUAGCAUAGCUAUUCAGGAACUAAGUGAGGGCUUUGGUAUUUUUCCCUUUGAAAUAUAUCCCCUGAAUAUUUUUUUCUGCAUUUCGUGUAAACCAAUUGAUAACAUGGCAUUUCAUUGGCCGUGACUCUGACAUGGUAAUGAAUGGACUGAUGGGUAUAUUUUUGUGUCCAAACUGCAUACUUCUACCUAUUUUAAUGGAUUUGCCCAGUUUACAAAAUAAUUAGAUAUUAUGAAAGCUUAACACACAUACAUAAAUCAAACAUAGGUUAGUGUAAAUAUGUACAUAAUAUUUUUUGUGUGAUGUUUUUGUAAUCUUCCAAAGAUGUGGAUAGCUAGAAAUUGCAUAAACCUGACAGAGCCUUGUUUUAUGUGUUUCUUUAACAAGUUUUAAUUUUUGAACUUAUUUUGUAUUUAUUAAUUUUGAAGAUGCUGAGCAGAUAUUUCCCAAUACUGGUCAGAACAAAGUUUAAAAUCCAAAUGGUACACCAGUUAUUUUGUAAAUCUAAAUCUAAAGAUAUUCAAAAGGAUAUGAUUGAAUAUUUUCUAGUUAUUUAUAUUUUAAAUUUCUUUCACUCUACUUUGUUAUCUUUAAAAGUUUUCCCUGAAUGCCUCAAUCAUGGUCCGAGACUCCAUAAUCUGGAAUUCUCUGCGUUCAUUCAGUACAAGUAGGACAAAUUGUAUCAACUCAUUCAAAACUGACAGGAUUGUACCCUAAUAAAAUUUACAAUAAUUAGCUGCAAGUUCAAGUGCAAGUCCUACUGUUUCUUUUCACUUUAAAAGCAACCAACGGUCAUGAUAAAAAGCUUCAGCUUUGACUGAUUUAGCUUGUUUGACAGAGGCCGAACAGAUGUACGUCCUCUCAGUGCUUAAUGUUUUGUAUCUUUUGUAUGUUUUGUACGAGCUAAGAGAAGUGCACGCAAAUUCAUACCUGUAAAUAUGUAUGGAAAUGUGGAUCUGAGUGUAUUUGCACUAAUUGCUUUCGAUGUUCAACUUAUAAUAUACUCCUAAAACGGGAAUAUCUUUCAACAAAUGCAGUGAACUUGCAUAAUGUAUGUAAUUAUUCUUAUGAAAUUGAUCUUUCACCUGAAUUUCUCAUGUACAUACCUGUACCUGAUGGAGUUUUUUGCCUGUUUUUAAAGCAGUUUAUUAUGAAAAACAACCUGGUUCUAGCUGUUGGUCGACAAAAUAAAACAGCUUUUUGCAACCAAA